UACCUCAAUCCACUCGCCGACUUUUUUGAUUCUUCGAUUGAUUUUCUUUUCGUCUCCGCCUUCGAUUAGGGUUAAGGACUUGAGGCGAAACUCAUCUUCUCCACAAAAAUCUUCAAUCGAUCAUGGACAUGUUGAAGAAGCGAAGGCUCGACGAGAACGGCAACGGUAUCCUCAACGACGCGCACAUUACCCGAUUGACGCCGCACGACGCGAGGAAGCUCAUCGAGCGAUUCUCCACCGAUCAGCUCCUCGACAUCCUACAAAACGCCGUCGCUCGGCACCCCGACGUCCUCGAGCUCGUCAGAUCAACCGCCGACGCGGACAUCACUCAGAGGAAGCUCUUUAUCCGCGGCCUCGCGGCGGAGACCACGACGGAAGGUCUCCGAUCGCUUUUCUCCACCUACGGAGACCUCGAGAAGGCGAUCGUGAUUCUCGACAAGGUGACGGCGAAGUCGAAGGGGUACGGGUUCGUGACGUUUAGGCACGUCGACGGGGCGCUUCUCGCGUUGAAGGAUCCGUCGAAGAAGAUUGACGGGCGCGUGACGGUGACGCAGCUCGCGGCGGCUGGGAAUCAAGGUGGGGGUGGUACUGCGGCGGCGGCGAAUGGUUCGGAUGUGUCGAUGAGGAAGAUUUAUGUGGCGAAUGUGCCGGUUGAUAUGCCUGCGGAUAGGUUGUUGAAUCUGUUUGUGGCGUAUGGGGAGAUUGAGGAAGGUCCUUUGGGGUUUGAUAAGGUUACUGGGAAGUCUAGAGGGUUUGCUUUGUUUGUGUAUAAGAGUCCUGAAGGUGCUCAGUCGGCGCUUGCUGAUCCUACUAAGGUGAUUGAUGGGAAGCAUUUGCAGUGUAAGUUGGCUAUUGAUGGUAAGAAGGGGAAGCCACCAGGUGGUGGUCCGGGUAAAGAUGUUGCUGCUGGGCCUGGGAAUGGUCAUGGUCAUGGUAAUGGAAUGGGUGUGGCUCCUCCUCCUGGACCUUAUGGGCCAGCUGUUGGUGGACCUGGUGGGAUGGGUGGUUACAAUGGGUACUCAGGAGGACCGCCACCGCAUCAGAUGAAUCACACACCAUCAUCUAUGGGCGGUGGACCAGGUGGAUAUGCAGGUGCGUAUGGAGGUGCAUAUGCUGGUCAUUAUGGUGGAUACGGUGGUCCAGGAUCUGGGGGUUAUGGUCUUGGUACAGGCCCUGGUGCUGGAAGUGGUCCGUAUAGAAUGCCACCGAGUUCGAUGGGUGGUAGUGGUGGUUAUCCUGAGAGCGGGCACUAUGGGCAUUCAUCAGCUUCAGCGUAUCCUGGACAGCAUCAGCCUGUUGGUUCCUCCGCAGCUCCGAGAGUUCCUCCUGGAGGAAUGUACCCCAACGGUCCACCACAUUACUGAAUGGUUUGUUGACAGGGCGAAGAUGCUUUUUGUGCUUAGUGGUGAUUACGUGAUUGCAGCAUCUUUAAAAAAUCUCUGGAUUGAUGAAUGUAUUGCUGCUUUGUCAUCUGUCUCUCUCUCUCUCUGCACUUGAAUUGAAUGUGCCUUGGCCUCUGUAUGCCUAGUUACUUUCUAUGAAUUUGAUUAGACUAGGAUGUCUUCCUGUAUUUUAUUUCUUUCAUAGACAUAGUUGGCAGAUUUGGUUUUGUUUGUCAGAUUAGUCAACUUUUCAAUAAUAUUGGUGUUAUUUGUCUCGCUAUCUAGUUUGCUGUUUGCUCUUUCUUUACUGUUCUGUAACAUUGACAACAAGGCUCUACUUGUCUGUGAUCAAUAAAGUGGCACUAGAAGGUUUUCUUUAUGAA
This is a messenger RNA of Brassica napus (rape), 1765 nucleotides long. Its product is annotated as UBP1-associated protein 2C-like. The transcript has 2 exons. NCBI's taxonomy places the organism in Eukaryota, Viridiplantae, Streptophyta, Magnoliopsida, Brassicales, Brassicaceae. The record is from RefSeq and is a predicted model, not a curated record. The coding region runs from base 123 to 1364 and encodes 413 amino acids. Gene Ontology annotation, molecular function: RNA binding.